Molecule: messenger RNA, 3888 nt
Organism: Bacillus rossius redtenbacheri
Lineage: Eukaryota; Metazoa; Arthropoda; Insecta; Phasmatodea; Bacillidae
Gene: Aprt
Product: adenine phosphoribosyltransferase
Exons: 4
Coding region: 313-852 (179 amino acids)
Biological process (GO): AMP salvage; adenine salvage
Cellular component (GO): cytoplasm
Molecular function (GO): adenine binding; AMP binding; adenine phosphoribosyltransferase activity
Source: RefSeq, a predicted model, not a curated record
GGUGAUGUUGCUCUAGGGUCAAUAAUUAUCAGUAAUUCGGGAGUGAACUUUGACCCAUUGCAUCCUUCACAACCCCACCCCCGAUCACCUUUUCCGUAACAACCAAAGACUCAAAGUCUUCACAAAUAUCUUUCCCAACAAAACAUUUGGUUUGAGGCUAUCAGGCGGUAUUAGCGUUAAUGUUUACCAUUAUUGUGUGUUGUGGCUAUUAAAAUUUUUUUGCAGUACUCUACAAUAUUUGCUAAUACUUUUACAAGAGUUAAUUACUUCAUAGUUUGUUUGAACCUUUAGCGAUAGCAGUUUUUGAGUAAAAUGGAAAGCUCCAGUGAUGAACUAGAAUACGUAAAGUCUCGUGUAGGUAGUUAUCCUAAUUUUCCGAAGCAAGGAAUAUUAUUCUGGGACAUAUUCUCCGUGCUGGCCGACCCAGAGGCGUCCAAGAAGCUGCACGGACUGCUGAUACGGCACGUGAGAGCGAAGACCCCGGGCGUGCAGGCGUUCGUGGCGCUGGAGUCGCGAGGCUUCCUGUUCGGCUCCGUGCUGGCCCUGGAGUUCGGGGUUCCCUUCGUCCCCAUCAGGAAGAAGGGCAAGUUGCCCGGGGCCGUCUACCAGGAAACGUACCAGCUCGAAUAUGGCACGGAUAUUUUGGAAGUUCAGAAAGACAGUAUCACAUCUGGACAGAAAGUGGUGAUAGUUGAUGAUCUGAUAGCAACAGGUGGAACGCUGGAGGCAGGCUGCCGCCUGGUGCGUCGUUGCGGGGCGACGGUCGAGCAGUGCCUGGUCAUCAUGGAGCUGACUGCGCUGAGGGGCAGAGCCCAGGUGUCUGCCGACGUGCACUCCCUCAUACAGUACUGACAACCCCCGUGGCGCGGCGUCACAUUCCUGCAGAGAGAGCACUGUUAAGUUUGUAAAGUUUUUAACUGUCUCGCUGGUAAGCAACAAGAACAUGUUAUGCUUGUUUAAGUUAAGAAUGAAUUUUAUUUUUUGAAAUGUUUACUUUAAUAAGUAAAUGCAGUGAUUUUUUUUUGUUUGGCAUAGUGAUCAUUAUUACUUUAUUGCUAUCUAAUAACUAUUCUCCAGAGGCAAGAUUAUGUGGUGAAUAGGAAUAAUAUUGAAUUAACACCAAAGACAGUAUACAAAAUGUACGUAAUGAAAUUCGUCAGAAUUAACUACUUUUAUCCAUAAAAAUCUUCACUUCAUAAAUUGUCCUUUAGACCUUUAUUCAUAGUUAUUAGAUCUACAUUAAAAAUUCAUAAAAAGUAAAAAAAAAAAGUUUGUUGGAAAUAAUUAAAAGUGAAGUAAAUUAAGUCUGUCAAUUACUAUGUGCUUUUAACAUUGCAUAAUGAUUUUUAUACACGUCAAUAGAACAUAUUGUAAUAAUAGACUGUGAUAAAAACCAAAACUUAAAUUUGAAUCUUUAUCAGCAUGAGAGAGAAAUUAAAAUCAUGUGCAGUUUCAUAGUUUCUUGUUUAGAUACAUAAAAUAUGAUUUACACCACAGCACAGAAUAAUACCAAAUUAUUAUGAUACUCAUAAAUACUGGGAUGAGAAAAAGUUCUGAGAUAUUAAUAUAUAAAGCAGAAUAGAGGUUGACGCUUACUUUUGAAAGUUCCCUCCACAGGAAAAUAUUUUAUUUCUCCUUCAUCAGUAUCACUUUCACUAACUUGUUUUUCCCCCUGAAUCCUUAGCCCCCACAUAUUAUUCUGGCUGAACUUCUACGCAUGCGGCUGCAAAGUUGUUAGUCUGUUUGACAAUGUACAACUUCGAGGUUAUAAUUACUAUUAGAGGUAUUCUUGUUUUUUUGGACCUGAGAUGCAGAUAUUAAAUAUGUUUCGACACAUCACAAAAAACAGGUAGAUAAUUGUAAAUCCUACAAAAAAAACUAAAACUUAAAAUUCCUUUAAGCACAAAAUGUCUUAAUAUGUAAUAUAAGAUUGAGGUAAACGUUAAAUGAAAAAGUGUAAAUAGGCACACCAACAUGAAAAAUAAAAAAUUCACAGGGUGCGUUACCUUAGCUAACAUGUCGUAAACUUGUAGGUAUGUUUUUUUCCUUAGGUUUGCAGACAAUCGAACAUACCCUAAACCAUGUUUUCUUUGUAAGUUACGUAAUUAUCCUGCAACCUAAUAUUCUGUUUACAUAUUUUCCCCCAAUUAUUGAUGGAGAAAAUAUACUCAUUAAAAAAAAAUACAUUUUAAUGAUGUUUUAUAUUGUGUUUGUUUUUUGAAGUCAACUUUAAUUUUUUUGAGGUUAUAUUUCAGGUCUACCCCUUUUCUCGUGAGCGGUUUUUGCAAGAAAAAACCUCAACUUAUAUUUGGGUUUACAUCGUAAUUCAUAAUUUUUACAAUUCAAACUAUUUAAAAUUUAAAUACUCAUUAGUCAUUAAAUUUUAGUAGUGAUGCAAUUAAUUAAUUAAUUGUAAACAUAACUUAUCUCAUCAGAUAAUUUAUUAUUCUAUUUUUAAUCUUGUUUUGUUAUCUCCAAUGAAAUAUUUCCUUUGCAAGAGAGUGUGUGAGAGAGAGUGUGAGAGUGAGUGAGUGUGUUUUUUUUUGCACUGCUCAGUUUUCUGCAACUUGAAAUCCUUUGCUAUUGUGAAUGGCAAUCAUUAUCCCUAGUUGAGGGGUAAUAAACUGUUUCUUGAAUGUUUAUUAUGAAAUAGUGAUGUGUCUGUCCCGGUUCUCAGUUCCCUGCACUAUAACCCAGCACAAAGAAACUUAAAUAUCAACUUUGUACCAUGGAAAGCUUCACAACUAAAACUUUUCCAUAAAAAUACGGAAACUUCAAGGUAAACUGCCGUUGUAGGGGUAUCCAUAUUGCAGGCAAUUCAUGCACACGUUUUUCUGAGUUCCCUCGCAACCCUGUGACAAGUUUUUAGUAAAAUCUUUAAAAAUUGCUGCGGCAAAUAGCCAAACCAUGUUUGUACCACGGGUAUGGCAUAGUAUGCCCCUUGGAGAUACCACGAUUUGUACCAUUUCUUAGCAUAGUACUCACCUUGAAUGUAAUGUUUUUUUUACAUGGUUUUUCCUAUAGUUACCAUAAUUUAUGGGUAGGGCCUGGAAUUUUUCGCGAUCGCGAAUGUUGUGAAUUUCGCAUGAAAACGCGAAAAGUAAGUACAUUCGCGAAAACCACAACAUUUCUAUAUUACACUGUGAAUAUAUCCCCGAAAAGUACCAUUACAGUAGAAUCCCGCCGAUGCGACCCCCCUCUGAUGCGUCCAUUCCGUUUAUACGACCGUUUUUUGAGAAACAGUGAAAAAUUUGAGCAGAGAAAGUCGAAAAUUUGAGUAAAAUCGGCUGAAAAACAAGUCUGUUACACUUUGUUAGGCGCUAAGUGUUCACGUUUAUCUUGGCGAGAGCUGUACUGUAAGCAGGCAGGCAUACAAAAGACGGCUAAAAAUAGAUACCAACCCUAUAGACUGUCCACGCGCAGUGUCUAGCCAGCUCGGCGCGUCCACUAUCGCACGAAAAGUCGUCUCAGCUAUCAUGUUAUCUUACCCCCCCCCCCCCCAAAUUCCGACUUUAAACCACCGCUUUUCUAAUUUAAAAGUACCGCUUUUCGCAUACUGAAAACACCGAAAUUUUCCAGGCCCUAUUUAUGGGUAUGACCUACUGUACUUGUGUACCUUCUGAGAAAUAUACAGUAAUUUAAUAUUACUUCUGUGGUCUAACAUACUUUGAAAAAUUCCCUCUUAUAUUCUGAAUUUUUUUGAAUAGCUAAUUUAAACAUUCACAUUGCUAUCGUGGUGUUGGUCUUGUGGUUAGCAUGCUUGCCUCCUGACCAUAAUGUUAACAAAAUGUGUUUAUGUCCUUUGGUAAAUGAGCCCAGAGUGCUGGAGUACCAAAUACUAUUGUACAAUCAGUGUAAAAAGUGCAUAAAUAAAGACAUGAAUUUUAA